GGAUGAAAGGAAAUCCACAGCAUGAGCGAAGCUUACAACCGCCUCGGUGACGGAGGAGGAGCAGCAGGGACGAGACAGCAGCGUGGAACAGAUAGCGGUCCACCGCGGCGAGCAGCACCACGACCUGAUGUCUUUAUCAUAUCUCUCCCUCGCCCUUCGUCUCGUUCUCAUCUGAUCCAGAUUGGGCGAGCCGGCGGGAGAGACGCGGAAAGUUAGUUGAGGGGCGGCGCCGAGAGCUUUCCAGAGGGGGGCCGGCUCCCUGGAGCGUAUCCCGGGAGGACAUCUGUGACAGGGGUGACAGAAGACUGGCUGGUGGUGGCGGGAGGGAGAGGUGUGUGUGAGGGCUCCUCGCAAGGUCCUCAGACACUUGUGUGUUGCCACCUUGCAGCGUGCUUGAGGGAGUGUGUGUCUGUGUGUGUGUGUGUGUGUGUGUGUGUGCUUGUGUGUUUGUGGAUGCGUGUGAGCGCGAGUGUGAGGAGUGAGGUGAGGCGGUCACCUGUUCAUUACACGCCAUGCCACAGAUGAGGACCUGGGAGUCCUGCUGAAGAGACAACCAUGGCUAAGGCUAAAGGACAUGGAGACGGCAUGGUGUCGUCCAACGAGAACCGCCCCCGGCCGCUGUCGUCGGGCGGGGUGGAGGGUCUGUCCUGGCCUGGCCCACGGACCCUGCUGCUCCAGAAGAACUCCCUGGGCUUCGGAUUCACGCUGCGCCACUUCAUCGUCUACCCCCCAGAGUCCUCCCUGCAGAGCCCCCUCAAGGAUGACGAGAAUGGAAACGAAAAUGACAAAGGCGGCCAGCGUUCUCGCUUGGAGCCCAUGGACACCAUCUUUGUGAAGAGUGUGAAGGAUAAAGGCCCCGCCCAACUAGCUGGUCUGUGUACUGGGGACAGGUUAGUGAAGGUAAAUGGGGAGACUGUCCUGGGGAAAACCUACUCUCAGGUGAUAUCUUUAAUCCAAAACAGUCAGAACAUUCUAGAACUGUCCAUAAUGCCAAAAGACGAGGAUGUGUUGCAGUUGGUAAGUGCAUUCUCCCAGGACGCCUACCUGACCGGCAACGAGCCCUACAGUGGAGAGGCUCAGGACCUCCCCAAGCCUCCCUCCCUGAGCUACUCCGGCUCCAAGCCCAGCUGCACCCCCCUGCAGGGCGGCCACGACCCCCACCACAGCUCCCUGGACAACCGCCACCCCCACGCCGCCGCCGCCGCCGCUGCCGUGUCCCCCCUGGACAACCGCACGCCCGGCGCCGCCGCCCCGCCCACGCACGCCUCCGGCUGGCCCGGGGCGUGCCCGGACCCGGGCGCGGGACACUUAGCGGCGUCGGGGCGGGAGUGGCACGGGCGAUCGUCGUCGAUCGUCACCGCGCUCGACUUCCACUUCGCCAACCACAACGCCGCCAUCGCCUCGGCGACCCUGCCCCCGCCCCGCAAGGGCAGCCUCCCGGGCACGUCGCGCUCCCACUCGGACGCGCUGUGCCACCAGGCGCUGUCGGACUGGUACUACAGCCAGGCCGAGGCGGCCGAGCUCAUGUCCCCCCCGCGCCACUGCAGCGUCUCCCAGGACCGCCUGGCCGACCUGGGGCUGAGCCCGGCCCUAGGCCCCGCCUCCAAGCCGGAGUCCUCGGCCAAUCACCGCAGGCGCGAGACCCUCCUCUACCAUCAGCAGACCACGACUUGCUCCCCGGACCCCGGGUGGCGAGGCGGGGGUCCGUGGGGUCCGGGGAACAAGUCCUGCUCCGAGAGCCUGCUGGCGGCCUACGCAGAGUACGAGCACACCUACGGGCGCUCCAGGGAGACCCUCGCCCAGGCGACGGCUCUCAUCGCUCCGCACGCCCACCAACCGCACCCGCCCGGCUGCGACUCCCAGGGCUCACACUCAGCCAAGGGCCGGGAGCCAAAGCAGGAGCAGAGACCGUCGGACCACCAGGUCGCAGUGACUUACCCUGUAACCGCGGCGACCGCCACAGCGCCCCCUAGGGGCCGGCAGGUCGCCGAACCCCAGACCCGGACGCUGCAGCAGGAGGAGGUGGUGGGCUACAAGAGCUACAGCCCCUCUUUCUGCCGCAAAGCGGACCACCUCCUGCAGCAGGCCCACUCGUUCCGGGAGUCCAACUACAGCAGCCCCUACCUCGCCUGGAGCCCCUCGGAGAGCGAGGGGGGCGCGGCGCCCCGGCCGCGCUCCACCCCAGCCAUGCCCUCCGAGGAGGAGGAGGAGGGGGAGCCGGAGGGGGAGGCGGAGAGGCAGGCCACGCCUCCCUCGCCCCUGAGCCAAGAGGUGGUCCUGAGACAGAAGCCCCCCUCGGGGCGGCGCACGCUGGCGCUCCGACACACCAGCUACGCCCCGACCUUGGAGCACACGGAGCCCCCCGGGACGCUGCCCUCGGCUGGGUGGAGGGGGGGCAGCCUCCCUCGACGGGUCAACGGCAGCCUGGCCCAGCACACGCUGGACUCCCUGUCCUCCAUACCCUUCAUAGAUGAACCCACCAGUCCCAGUGUGGACCUGCAGGCCCGCCCCGUCCAGGCCUGCCUGGUGGUGUCUGUCCCCGACCCCCCAGCCUCCACUGUCCUCACCCCCAACACCGUCACCCCCACCCUGUCCCACUCUACCACCGCCCCCUGUGUCCGUCUCCGACCUAAGGAUUGCAGCAUGAAGGGACGCCGGUCGUCCUACCUGCUGGCUAUCACCACAGAGCGCUCCAAGUCAUGUGACGAAGGUCUGAACACCUUCAGGGAAGAGGGACGCGUCUUCUCGAGAUUACCAAAAAGAGUCAAGAGCUUCUUCACCGAUGGCUCUCUGGAGACACUCAGAGCCCAAGAAGAGGCGAGGUCCAAACGCCACUCCACCUCUGAGCUGGGAACCAUCACCUUUAGCAACGUCCGCAAAGAGGGCUGGCUGCACUCCAAACAGAUCCUCACAGAGAAGGGGAAGAAGCUCGGCGGCAGCAUGCGACCGUGGAAGCGCGUGUUCUCCGUGCUGCGCUCCCAUUCGCUGUUCCUCUACAAGGACAAGCGGGAGGCGGUGCUCCACGGCGCGGGGGCCCCCGGCCAGGACCACCAGCCGCCCAUCUGCAUCCGGGGCUGCCUGGUGGACAUCGCCUACAGCGAGACCAAGAGGAAGCACACGCUGCGCCUCACCACGCAGGACUUCUGUGAGUACCUGCUGCAGGCCGAGGACCGCGAGGACAUGCUGGCCUGGAUCCGCGUCAUCCGGGAGAACAGCAAGACCGACUCCGAGGAGCUCGGUUUUUCAAGGCAAGCACUCAUCAACAAGAGGUUGAACGACUACAAGAAACAGAGUCCCACGGUCAACAAGCCAGACCACUCCCCCAGGGCCCACCGCAUGAUGCCCCCCUUCCUGCUGGCCAAGACGGACAACAACUCCGUGACCCGCUCCUCCAAGACCGGUGGGUCACACAGUAACUACGAUGACCUCAAGGCCGUGUGGGGCAUCCACAUCAUGAAGAAGAGCAAAAAGACGGGCACUCCCAAAGCCUUUGGCAUCAGACUGGAGGACUGUCAGCCUGCACUGAACAGCAAGUUUGUUCCCCUGAUCGUGGAGAUGUGCUGCGGGGUGGUGGAGGCCUCAGGGCUGGACUACACCGGUAUCUACCGGGUACCGGGGAACAACGCCAUGGUGUCCAACCUCCAGGAGCACCUGAACAAGGGCCUGGACAUUAACACGGCUGAGGAGAGAUGGCAAGAUUUGAACGUAAUCAGUAGCCUUCUCAAGUCCUUCUUCCGGAAACUACCGGAACCUGUUUUUACAGAUGAUAAGUAUAACGACUUCAUCGAUGCAAACCGGAUUGAGGAUGCCGGGGACAGGCUAAAAACCAUGAAGAAACUUAUCCAGGAACUCCCAGAUUACUACCACCACACUCUCAGAUACCUGGUGGGCCAUCUCAAGAAGGUGGCUGAUAACGCAGAUAAGAACAAGAUGGAACCCAGGAACCUGGCUCUGGUGUUUGGUCCCACGCUGGUCCGGACGUCGGAGGACAACAUGACGGACAUGGUCACGCACAUGCCCGACCGCUACAAGAUCGUGGAGACGCUUAUCCUGCACCAUGACUGGUUCUUUGAUGAUGGAUCGCUGGAUGAGGAGGACGAGGCCCCGGAGGAUAAGCCUGACAGUCAGCCCGCGCCGAACAUCGACCACCUGCUGUCCAACAUCGGCAGGAGCGGCAUGCCUGGAGAGGCCUCAGAUUCCACCACCAGCGAUUCAGUUAAGUCCAAGCCGUCGUCGGGUCCCAAGAAGGACAUGAGCACCAGGGAGUUCCUCUCCAUGUCCAUCAUGUCCGCGGUGACCAGGAAGCGUAAGAAGAGCCCCAGCCUACACCCGGCGGGGGUUGGCAGCAGCAGCACGGACGACGACUCUGAGCACGAACCGGUCAAAACCAGCAACUACGGCGGCUCGGAGCAGAGAGAGCAUGGAGACGGGGACGAGGCCGCACAGGAGACGCCCACGAGGUGCGACCCUUCGAGGCGAGAGGAAGGAGGGGAAGCUGCCGAGAACUGCGUCCGCUGCGACGGAGAGAAGGCGGAAAAAGGGACGCAGAAGGAGGAGGUGAAGAGGCGAGGCGAAAGGCCCGUGCAGCCCCGCCCCAGCAGUUUCCUUUACUCUCAUUAUUAUCAGUGUCCGACAAGGCUUCAUGCGAGCUGCCAGAGACCCCUGUACGGAACCAGUCCUUUCCAGCACCCCAGGCCCCGAUACCUGGCCAAGCCACUGCCCGUGAUCCCCUCCUGGCUGCCUCCCGGAAGGCGGUGCCAGAACCCCGGCCUGCAGACCAGACAGGAGCCCGAGUGUAACCAGCCGGUGUCCGUCCGAUACCGCACGGCGAGAGGAGGGCGAGAGAGAGCAGUGUCUAUGAACCUGGACCUCGAGAUGCAUCAGGCGGAAGAUUGGAGAGGAGAACGGGUGGAGGUUAUCAGAGUCAUCGAGGGAGUGCCAAGGGUUUUCGGUGCACCGCAGGGCUCCAUUCUCAGUCCUGAGGCGAUUCAGCAGAGACCACAGAGGAUAGACAGACUUCGUUCUACAGCAGCGGAGGCCCCGACCCUCUCUCCUCCUUCCUUGGGAUUCAUGGAUCAAGAUGCCGUGGUUGUCCUCAGGAAGUCGGCCAUGGACUCCAGGGACAAAAGAAGAGCAUUCCGUCGCCACACAGUAGUGGUUUGACUCAUCUGGUCUUGGGUACAAAAUCUCUUCAACCACGAUUUGCAAAGAAACUGGAUCUCCGACGUUGCAAGGUGUAAAGCCUGAUGCCUCACUUUAGGACUUUGUAAUAUCAAGUUCAAGUCCUUAAUUUCAACGUGUGGAUGUUAUUUGUAUUAAGGUUCCUCUUGUAUGCUUCGUUGAUAUUAAGAUGUGAGCGUCGUAACGCGACGCUUGGAGCUACUGCGGUUUUAAAACUGCAUGACUGAUCAAAUAAUUGCCAUGAGGGUUCACUUUCCUACUGAACGUUUUUGAAACUGUUUAGAUAAAAGCUUUUUACAUUGAAGCAGUGAAAUUCAGAUUUUUUUUAAUACUGUUUUGGAAUUAACCUCUCCAUAUUUAGCGAUAUAAACAAUUGGCAAUUGAUUACAAAUAACAUGAGGAAGCCUUAUGAAACAUUUGAGAUCCACAUUCAUCAAAAUGAUGCAGACGUCACGUCACCCUGUUGUGACCCCAGAAGAGAUGUUAGUUAUUCAUUGUUGUACAGAUGCAGGGCCUAAAAUAGUUUCAGCAGCACUGAAACUAUAAUAAGCCCAGUUGUCAACUCAGCAAUCAGUCCUUUUUUAUAUAUUCUGUUUGAUCCUAACACAAUAUUUGUCCCUUUUGCUUCUGUCAUGUCGAGGUAUGAGAUUGGUCUGACUCACUAGCAAGAGAGGGGGCAUAACAUCCAUCAUAUCACAUGAUCAACCCCACCUAAACCCAACCCACAUUCCACAUUUUUGUGCGCUCAUCCAGAGAUUUACAGUAGAAACAGAUGUCACAUGAAUCAUCAAGCUACUAACUGUAUAUCUUACCUCUAUAUCUAUAUAUAGAUAUUGAUAUAUCUAUACACACACACCACACAUAUGCCAAGAGACACUCCAACUUAACAGUGUCAGAAUUAAUCAGAUCAUAUGAGGAUAACAAACCAACAGAACAGACAUUUUAAAACCAUGAAUACCUUUGUCUUACUUUAUUACUUUGUCCCUAUUGGAAUUAUUGCUUGUUUCUUAAGUUCCUACCCUAUUGAACCUAUUGUUUAUCCGUAUGACCUGGUGGUGCAACCACCGGUAGACCAUGUCUUCCUAAAGCCGACUCCUAGUCAUGUUUAUCAUAUCUGAAACAUGUGUAUACUUGUGCCCUGGUGCAUGUACUCUAUGUACUUGGAUGACUGUGCGUGGACCAAUUUUGUAACCGUUGUACAAAGCCUUGUUAAGUUAACCUGUGUACAUUAUACAUAAUAUAUUAAAUUAUUUGUUUUUGAAA
This is a messenger RNA of Gadus morhua (Atlantic cod), 6444 nucleotides long. RefSeq names its product rho GTPase-activating protein 23. Lineage: Eukaryota; Metazoa; Chordata; Actinopteri; Gadiformes; Gadidae. Gene Ontology annotation, biological process: signal transduction. The transcript is spliced from 24 exons. Bases 556 to 5163 code for a protein of 1535 amino acids. The record is from RefSeq and is a predicted model, not a curated record. Gene Ontology annotation, molecular function: protein binding.